Molecule: messenger RNA, 2135 nt
Organism: Acanthochromis polyacanthus (spiny chromis)
Lineage: Eukaryota; Metazoa; Chordata; Actinopteri; Pomacentridae
Gene: gjb3
Product: gap junction protein beta 3
Exons: 2
Coding region: 215-1078 (287 amino acids)
Biological process (GO): cell communication
Cellular component (GO): connexin complex
Source: RefSeq, a predicted model, not a curated record
CUCAACACUGCGCUCCUCUACCUGUCGAGGGGAGCCAAAUCUGUGCGCUAAAGGAUUCAAACAGCAUCAAAACAACAAGAAAUCUGCUGGAUAUUUACACACACUAACGCCUCUUGUUGCUAAUUAUGGAUUAAUUCGCUUUUGGACAGAAGAUAAACCGCUACCAGUAACAGAAGAUUUCCACAGAAGCAAGAUUUGACUGCCAGCCAAAGACAUGGACUGGAAGACCUUCCAAGCUCUCCUCAGUGGGGUGAACAAAUACUCCACAGCAUUCGGGCGAGUAUGGCUGUCUGUGGUGUUUGUGUUCAGGGUGAUGGUGUACGUGGUGGCAGCAGAGAGAGUCUGGGGAGACGAGCAGAAGGACUUUGACUGCAACACCAAGCAGCCCGGCUGUGCCAACGUCUGCUACGACUACUUCUUCCCCAUCUCCCACAUCCGCCUGUGGGCCCUGCAGCUCAUCUUCGUCACGUGCCCGUCCUUCAUGGUGGUCAUGCACGUGGCGUACCGUGAUGACCGCGAGCGCAAGCACAAGGCCAAGCACGGUGACAGCAGCAAGCUGUACAACAACACGGGAAAGAAACACGGUGGCCUGUGGUGGACCUACUUGAUCAGCCUCUUCGUCAAGACAGGCAUCGAGGUCUCCUUCCUCUACAUCCUCCACCGAGUCUACGACAGCUUCUACCUGCCAAGGCUGGUCAAGUGUGAGGUGGCUCCGUGUCCCAACCAGGUGGACUGCUACAUUGGUCACCCCACUGAGAAGAAGGUGUUCACAUACUUCAUGGUAGGAGCCUCGGCCCUCUGCAUUGUCCUCAACAUAUGCGAGAUCAUCUAUCUCAUCUCCAAGCGUAUCGUACGGUGUGCAAACAAGAUCAACAGGCGCAACCGCAACAUUCCCAUGCAUCGGGAAGGCUACAAUGACGACCCGUUUAACAGCUGUAAGCUGCCUGUCUCAAGGCAGGACCUGAAGGACAAGCCUCCAUCCUUCGAGACAGCAAACAAAUCUUCCUACAGGCCGUCUGCACUCAAGCUUGAUGGCAAGAUACGAGCCUCCGCUCCUAACCUGUCCACAACUUCAUGAUCAUAGCUGAAAUCGAGCCAAGACUCAAGAGCUCAGCAGUGCUUGGUUGAGAUCCCAGUGACAAAUCUCAAAAAACAGACUCAGAACUAUGAGCCAGACUACAGUGUGUCAGAGCCUGGAUGCUGAAUCAUCAGAACUGGAUUCAUCCUGUGUGCCCUUGUGUCCACUUCUAAGACUCUUACUGAGCAUGUGAACUUUGGUUUCCAAGUCAACACCCACAUCACAAGUCCACUAAAGUCAAACUGAUUUGUUAAUGAUAUUUGGUUUUCCUUUUUGAAUACAGUAAGACUCUGUGUGCCUUCUUAGUUUCACCACUAUUACAGCAUUCCAGUAAAGGUUCACUCAGUCUUCCUUGUCACUGGAGUUUUGAGACGAGAGGGAAAGGAGGCAGGACACACCUGGCAAAGGUAUUCAGCCUCUCUGCCGGUGGCUACAGUGGUGUGUCAGAGUUGUUGAGUUCUGCAGUGAUCCCUUUUAUUUAAUUUAAACUCAAAUCAUUGUUUCGUCUUAACAAUGUGAUGUCCUGCUGAUCCCAAGUUCAUGAAGUAUGGUGAAUAAUGCACUAGAGCGAGGAUGCUCCAGAGCUAUGGCUGAGCAAUACUUGAAGGUGUGCAAAUCAGCCCAAAAUGACCUUAUGCCAUUUAUCAGUGAGGUAAUAUUAAUUACAGUAACAAAAUGCAUAUACUGUUGCUUUAUUCGUUCAUCCACAUCCUUGGUAGGUGUUUUGCUGGUCUCAGGUUUAUGCUGCACAGCCACACAUUGUAAAUAGACUGUGUGUGUUUUGACGUGCUUGUACACAACCUUGCCUGAUCCAGGACCACUGUUGAUUUAAAUGAGACCAAAGGAAUGCUGCUGUUUAAUUCUGUGUUGGUAGAGCUGGAGCACAGUGGAGGAACUGGGAGGCAGGCUGGACAAACAGAUGUUUCAUUUAACUAUUUUCCUAUUUUUAUGAUCAUCCACUGCGGACAUCAGAUGGAAAUGCAUUUUCUGCACUUGUAAUUAAUAUUUGACGUGCCAUUUUUUAUACAUGUAAAUAUAAUAAACCUAUUGAAUACGA